ACAACGCAAAUCCAUUGACGCCAUAUCAAAGUCAAUCAAAUCACGUACAUUUACAACUGUCGUGUUCAUAUGCAAUUUCCGUCUUGUUGCGCCAGGUUUCACGCAAACACCAGCCUCACUGCUCAAACCGAGCUGACACAUUGCCUUCGUUCGCCAUCCGAGCGGGCUGAGCGGAGUGCCUUGGUCUUCCGCAACCCAACCACACCAACUGUCUCCAUCUUUCAAACACCACACCCUCCAUCACCCGCACCCUCCACACCCACCACCACCUCUGAACUCCACGACAGUCGCACUUAUCACCACCCUACCUUUACACCGUAUCUUCAACCAUGUCGAGCCGCGAGGAGCCCCCGUAUGAUCCCUACAUCCCCAGCGGCGGCGCCGGCCAGCAGGGCGCCGGUCAGGGCCAGAAUGGCAACCACCGCACAGCAGCUCUCCAAGCCGAAAUCGACAGCACUGUCGGCAUCAUGCGCGACAACAUCAACAAGGUCUCGGAGCGAGGAGCACGCCUGGACUCGCUACAGGACAAGACUGACAACCUUGCCGUGUCCGCCCAGGGCUUCCGAAGGGGCGCCAACCGCGUGCGCAAGCAGAUGUGGUGGAAGGAUAUGAAGAUGCGCAUGUGCCUUAUUGUCGGCAUCAUCAUCCUACUCGUUGUCAUUAUUGUACCCUCCGUCGUUGCGACGCAAAAGAACUAAACCCACCACACAUGAGAUACCACGAAUCAUACAGAAAUUAAUAAUGGCACGGACGAACGCGAGAGGAGCCAUGGAGGAAGGGGAGGAAUGGCUACGAGUUGCGCUAUGACGAAUGACAUGGGUCACUGUAGCAUAUGUCUUCACGGCGAAUAGGGAGCGACGGUCAGAUGUCUUCUUGUCUUUGUUUGCGAUUUGACAAUCAUGCUGCUCGGAACGAUGCGCCCCCUUAUGAUACCUCGAGAGCCCAGUUCCUAGCAUGAUUGUCAGACGACCAAAUGGAGUUUUAUGCUUGUUUGUAGACCACCUGCGCUUAUGUUUAUUCGCACUUGUCUUCAUCACUGGGCCUUUGCUACUCCUAAUGGGAUUUUGCUUUUUCCGAGUGACUGCUGAUGUUGAUACACAAAAGCAAUUGAGAGGCGCAUAGCAGUACUAAUAUUAGCUCUUUGGAUACCCUCUGCCCUUUA
This is a messenger RNA of Pyrenophora tritici-repentis Pt-1C-BFP, 1162 nucleotides long. Its product is annotated as SNC1, Synaptobrevin/VAMP protein. Gene Ontology annotation, cellular component: plasma membrane; SNARE complex. Lineage: Eukaryota; Fungi; Ascomycota; Dothideomycetes; Pleosporales; Pleosporaceae. The record is from RefSeq and is a predicted model, not a curated record. Gene Ontology annotation, molecular function: SNAP receptor activity; syntaxin binding. Gene Ontology annotation, biological process: vesicle-mediated transport; vesicle fusion.